Colletotrichum acutatum is the source of this 777-nucleotide messenger RNA. RefSeq lists its product as uncharacterized. NCBI's taxonomy places the organism in Eukaryota, Fungi, Ascomycota, Sordariomycetes, Glomerellales, Glomerellaceae. Bases 1 to 777 code for a protein of 258 amino acids. Gene Ontology annotation, cellular component: elongator holoenzyme complex. The transcript has 3 exons. The record is from RefSeq and is a predicted model, not a curated record. Gene Ontology annotation, biological process: tRNA wobble uridine modification.
AUGGCGACGAGGAUACCGCACCUACUGGAGAGCUACCUCGCCCUCCCGUCCGAAUACGCUCAGAUCCUGCUCACCAGCGUCCUCGGCGCCAGCACCAACUGGCUCGUCCUGCGGUACCUGUACACGUACCUCAGGAAACUCAACGCCGCUGCCGAGGAAGGGACCGCCUCUGCAUUGCAGAGCGAGGAUGGCCUCGACCUAGAAGGGCUGGGAAGAAGCGGCAAAUUCGUCUUCGUGGACGGGCUGAGUGGGUUGUUCUCCUCCCCUCACCAGGCGCCGCCGACGACGGCGACGCCCAAAGGUCGGAGGAUUAUCCGCGGGGCAAGGCUAGCUGAUAUCCAGCGCGAGCUGGACGGCGCGAUAUCCGAUGUGUCCACGGCGGAUGCGAAGACGGUUCUGAUUGUGGACCAGCCGGACCUCUUGCUCGCUGCGUCUGGCGAGGACCUCACGGGUCUUGCGUUAAGGGAUAUGUUGCUUGGUGUACAAGAGAAAGUCCACGCCUCCAUCAUCACCGUCGCAGCAGACGAGCCGCUCAUCGCGGCGCAAACCACGACACUAGAGAAGGAGCAUGCGAGUCUCGUUCUCGGGCUGGCGCAUGCCGCGGAGACGGUGAUUGGUCUGAGGCUGCUCGACACGGGCAACGCGAGCGAUGUCAGCGGAGUGUUGAGGGUCACGGCUGGAGGGGGUGGCGAGGAGGAUAGGGCGGUUGAGGAGACGGAAUUGUUGUACUUUGUUGGUGGGGAUGGGAGCGUCAAGGUGUUUGGGAGGGGGCAGUGA